UGUUGCGGUCUCGCUCGGCUCGGUUCGAAAUGGGCGUGCUGUGGUGCUAGACUUGAAUUUGAGAUUUUUAAUCUUUAUUUCUAUUAAAUAUCCAUAAAUUAACGAACUAAAAAUAUUUUAAUGCUUUAUAAUUUACGGGGUACCUAGCUCGACUACUAACCUUUGUUGUGCAAAUUGAUACUGAUAUUGUGACAGUUUUAGUAUAAUCUUCUAGUUUUUUGGAUUAUACUGAAAAUAUCGUAACGAUGAGAAUGCUACGAAUCAGAGUGAAACAUUUACUUCACUGUAUUUUGUUUUUAUCAUUUAUAUUCUUCUCACUGGUGUUUGCUGGAGCUAUUCAAUUGGAUGAUAAAGAGAAGGCAGAAAUCGAUCCAUGGGCUACCUACGGCAUCUAUGGCAGCCUCCUGCUGUAUGCUCUGAGGCUGCUCACCCUACUAACAUUGCCACAAGUGCUGUUUAAUUUUGCUGGACUCAUAUUUUUUAACACUUUUCCCGGAAAAGUCAAGAUAAAGGGAUCACCCUUAUUGGCACCAUUUAUCUGCAUCAGGAUAGUCACCCGGGGAGACUUCCCGGAUCUUGUAAAGAACAAUGUGUCCCGGAACAUGGGGCUCUGUGUCGAUGUUGGCUUAGAAAACUUCAUGAUAGAAGUUGUGACUGACAAAGUUUUAAAUUUGCCCAAACACAGAAGAGUAAGAGAAGUGGUGGUCCCAUCGGAAUACAAGACCAAAUCUGGGGCUUUGUUUAAAUCCAGAGCCUUGCAGUACUGUUUGGAGGAUAAUGUUAAUAUUCUGGCUGACACAGAUUGGAUUGUGCAUUUAGAUGAAGAAACUCUUUUGACUGAGAAUUCAAUUCGAGGGAUCCUGAACUUUGUGUUUGAUGGUCGACAUCAGUUUGGUCAAGGGCUUAUUACCUAUGCCAAUGAGCAGAUAGUGAACUGGCUGACGACCCUGGCCGACAGCUUCCGUGUGGCCGACGACAUGGGCAAGCUCCGGCUUCAGUUCUACCUGUUCCAUAAGCCACUGUUCAGUUGGAAAGGAUCUUACGUCAUUACUCAGGUUGGCGCAGAAAAAGAUGUGUCUUUUGACAAUGGUCUGGACGGGUCAGUGGCUGAGGACUGCUAUUUCGCCAUGAAGGCCUACACCAAAGGUUACACCUUCAACUUUGUUGAGGGUGAAAUGUGGGAGAAAUCACCUUUCACUAUGUGGGACUUUAUGCAGCAGCGGAAGAGGUGGAUUCAAGGUAUUCUGCUAGUGGUACACUCUAAGGAGAUUCCCUUCUACCAUAAAAUCUUCUUAGCACUAUCUUGUUACUCGUGGGUGACAUUGCCACUGUCCACUAGUAAUAUAAUCUUUGCUGCCGUAUACCCGAUCCCAUGUCCACAUCUAUUGGACCUUGUUUGUGGGUUCAUUGGUGCCGUCAACAUCUACAUGUACAUGUUUGGUGUACUUAAAUCAUUCCCUGUGAAUAGAUUUGGCUUUUGGAAGUUUUUCCUAUUUGUGGCGGGCGCGCUGGCCACGAUCCCAAUUAAUGUGUGUAUUGAGAACAUCGCCGUUGUUUGGGGUGUCAUAGGAAAGAAGCACAAGUUCUAUAUUGUGAACAAAGAAAUUAAAAUUCCAGUCACAGUAUGAUUAGUUUUCAGUAUUUCAUAUCACUAGGCAUGUUUACAAGUUUGUAUUCCCUAUAAGUGCACAAGUCUUGAGCAUUGUGAAACGUGAUGACUUAAAUAGAUAAGAUUACUUAGAUAUUUCGAAGUCACCAAUGCUACACACAUACAUUAUUAUAAUAUUUACCAAAGCUUAGUUAAUUAAUUAUUAGGAAUAAUGUUUGGAUGAAGUUUUGUGGUUGCUGGAAAACUUUAUAGAGAAAAAAACCAGGAGCAAGAUCUCUUAUUGUAUGAUAGAUAAUAAUAAUAUGUACCUAUAAUAUUGUUAUUUAUAUCACAAUUAAUUUUAUUCUGCAGUUAAGGAUUCUCUACUUUUACAUAAAAGUACAAUACAAAAAAUACCAAUACAUUUUAGAAACAUUAUUAAGUAUUUAUUUCAUGUAUAAAAAAACUAAUUCCAUGACAUUGGUGCCUCUUAGUUUGAAUAAGCCCAGUGAUAGUUAAAAAUUACAAAAUUGUUAUAAUUUUACCACCAAUAAUUGUGUAAAAAAAUUGAUUGGUAGAUUGGGCUUUUCGUGAUGUGAUAAAAAAUUGCUGUAGUUACCUACGUUGAAAUAAACGUAAGGGUCACAAGCUAACUAAUAAAAUAAAUAAUAAAUUAAU
Messenger RNA from Plutella xylostella (diamondback moth), 2266 nucleotides. RefSeq names its product glycosyltransferase. The record is from RefSeq and is a predicted model, not a curated record. Gene Ontology annotation, cellular component: cytoplasm. Lineage: Eukaryota; Metazoa; Arthropoda; Insecta; Lepidoptera; Plutellidae. Gene Ontology annotation, molecular function: beta-1,4-mannosyltransferase activity.